Bacidia gigantensis is the source of this 1119-nucleotide messenger RNA. RefSeq lists its product as uncharacterized. The record is from RefSeq and is a predicted model, not a curated record. The transcript has 3 exons. NCBI's taxonomy places the organism in Eukaryota, Fungi, Ascomycota, Lecanoromycetes, Lecanorales, Ramalinaceae. Bases 1 to 1119 code for a protein of 372 amino acids. Gene Ontology annotation, molecular function: calcium ion binding.
AUGGCGUACAAUAGCAAUUGGAACCCUGAUGCUUUGCCAGCAUACAAUAGGCAUGCUGAGCCAGAGCAGGCAGCUCAAAUCCUGUCCCAGCAGCAAGUUAAUAAGCCGCAAGAAGAACCAGAGAACAACCUUCAGCAGCAACAACGACCUCCACAGCAAAACCGCAAAUACUCGAACCCACCGCGCAGUCCACGGCCGUAUGGGAGUGCCAGUCCACAGGCCCAACACGGUCUACCAUCUGCUCAGUACAACAAGCCUGUACCACCUGUACCCUCUCAAUCGCAGAGCUCCUACAACAACUCCAGCUACAGCUACAACUACAAUUCCUCUCGACCUGCAGGCUACACCCCGCCCAACCCACCUCCUCCACCAACAGCCAAUACAGCAAACACCUUAGGUCGUCCAUCCCCGCCAACUCAGCACGGACUCUCACCACCUCCUCGACCACCAACCACCAGUCAGCCUCCACCUGGCCCCAGAAACGCCGGUGAUGCACAGCUCUUCCCUCUCUUCAAAGCGGUCGACAAGUACGGCACUGGGCAGCUCACAGACCGGGAAUUGGGCAAGGCACUCGUCAACGGAGAUUUCUCCAGCUUCGAUUCCCACACGAUCAAGAUGAUGAUCCGGAUGUUCGACGUCGACAAAAAUGGCAGCAUCGAUUUCGAUGAGUUCAGGUGGGUCGAGACAUAUGUGCUAACAUACAAAUCGAACAGCGCACUCUGGGGUUUCCUUGCAGCCUGGCGCGCCCUCUUCGACCGCUUCGACGAGGACAAAUCCGGCUACAUCUCCUUCGACGAAUACACGAACGCGCUCGUUUCAUUCGGCUACCGGCUCUCGAAUAAUUUCGUACACAUGCUGUAUUCGACGUACGAUAAAGGGGCGGAAGGAAAGAUGACAUUCGAUCUGUUUGUGCAGAGUUGUAUCAUAUUGAAGAGGAUGACGGAUGUUUUCAAGAGGUAUGAUGAGGAUAGGGAUGGGUUUAUUACGUUGAGCUUUGAGGAAUUUUUGACUGGUGAGUCAUCCGAGAAUUCGGGUAGCAAGAUUAGGGGUGGUUUACUGAUUUGGAGCAGAAAUCUUACGACAGCGAUGAACUAUGGGCUGACACCGUGGAUUGGCUGA